AUGGCUACCCUCAGAUUCGUGCGUUCAGUCUGGGAGUCCUUCCGAGCUAACUCGGGUUUGGAACCUCGGCUCUUGAACAAUCUCCGCGUUACCGCCGCCAGGCCCGGUGUGGUCAACUUUGAGCUUGAUAUUGAGAAACAGCAUACAAACCGCCUGAGCAUUCUUCACGGAGGCACCAUUGCCAGCAUGGUGGAUCUCGGCGGCUCAUUGGCAGUAGCAUCCCGCGGCUUGUUCUCGACUGGUGUGUCAACAGACUUGAACGUGACAUACCUGAACUCAGGUGGUAGAGUUGGUGAUCGAAUUCUAGCUGAAGUAACCUGUGACAAGUUCGGCAAGACCCUUGCCUUUACCAAUAUCAAGUUCACGAAUCCCAACGGACACGUCGUUGCUCGUGGUAGUCACACAAAAUAUGUGACUCUGGCUUGGAAAGAUCCUAACAAUAUCGUCGAGGAGAUGAACAAGCUUAAGGAUCUCAAGGAGGAUACUCGCGUAGUUUGA
Penicillium bovifimosum is the source of this 498-nucleotide messenger RNA. RefSeq names its product PaaI family thioesterase. The record is from RefSeq and is a predicted model, not a curated record. Gene Ontology annotation, molecular function: fatty acyl-CoA hydrolase activity. Bases 1 to 498 code for a protein of 165 amino acids. The transcript is spliced from 10 exons. NCBI's taxonomy places the organism in Eukaryota, Fungi, Ascomycota, Eurotiomycetes, Eurotiales, Aspergillaceae.